GCAUUCUGUACCGCUGCCAUUCUAUCCUGACGACUCCAAAGACACCGUCUGUGCAUGGUCUCGUCGUCGCACGCCCAGUCAUCAGCUUCGACGGUACGAUUGGCGGGUUCGGGCUCCGCGGCCAUCCACGUCCUCCUGCAUCCACGUCAGCCAACCGCCGUGCCAUCGGAGUGGUCCUUCAUCCACAGCAGCGAAGCGCCGCAUCAUCAACGUCGUCCGUCGGCAAGGUGCCCAUCAUCGACCUCCCACCACUCCUUCAUUCGCGUCGUCCACGUGGUCCUUCGUCCACGUGAGCCAAGCGCCGCAGCUGUUUGGAUUCGGCACACACUUCUUAUUUGUCUACUUGAGGACGACAUGGCACCGCGCGACGCUUCAGGGAAGGGGAAGAGAAACGGCGGAUCGGGCGACAGUGAGGAGAGCCAAAAAGGCAGAGGGCACGUGCCGAAGUCGAAAAGGCCGCGCUUCGAUGACAAAAGCUCCGAACAUACUGGGGAUGUGCAGGGCGAGGAAGUGUCGAUGGUGGAUGCACAAGGGGCAGACGUCAUGAAUCAUUUGGGGUUUGGGCGGGACGGGGUGUCGAGGGAGCAGCCGGCUGCUCUGAAGCGAAGUUUGGUCGGUGGUGUCGCCGUGACGUUGGCACGAACCCCUAAGGCGGCAGGGAUUGCCAUGACGGACGCGUGCGUGGCGAGACAAGUUCCGCCAAAGGUCGGGCAGGUGCAGCCGCGUCAGCCACUCCCCGCGCUACAACAGGCGGGGACUUCACGGGUGGAAAAAACACUGUCUGCGCAAAAGGUUGACACGACGGCGGGCAGUGGUCGAACAGCGGCAGCGGAUCACACCACCGGGAGCGGAGUCGUGGAAGCUGCGGAAGAGGGGAGGGUCGAUGAGGUCCGCCGCGAUGAUGGGAGGAAGGAUGGCAGGGGGGGGGGCGAUGAUGACGACGUCCGCCCGGUUUCGACGAUGGUGAAGAAAGUGAUUAAACCUCAAAGACAGGUCGAAGUUGUGGAUCGACUGCGAUGCAUUCUGGGGUCAGGGACCGGGGAAGCCGUUAAGGGAGGUGGUAGGCAAUUGCAUGGACUACUUCGUGGCCAUCGCGAACGGAGAUGCAGGAGCAGAAUCGCCUUCGAUGCUGGUGAUGCCGCCGAAUGAUGUGCCGCGCUUCAAGAUGGAGGACCCUGCGCAACGUGAACCGGCUCUGCGCAGAGCGCG
Messenger RNA from Chara braunii, 1209 nucleotides. Lineage: Eukaryota; Viridiplantae; Streptophyta; Charophyceae; Charales; Characeae. The record is from the annotation of a GenBank genome assembly.